UUUAAAUAGUCACAAUGUCGUGACCCUGUGGCGCAAACGCCGCUUGGCUGCUGGGACGAUGUUUAAUUUGGUCAAAUAUUUAAUAAUCAGUAACCUUUUUUCGAAGUUCUGUUUUUGAUUAACAAUUUAGUUAACAGUUAACCAAAUAUUCAAAAAAAACUACGUAAAGGUUACAAAGCGAAAUAACUUUAAUAAAGCGGUGUCCGCUUCGACGAAAUAGUCGCCUUAACUAUUUUUAAUGAUUUUUUUUGCAUGACAUUAGAGCUUUUGAUCUCCGAGGUAAAUUGCACUUUUUGUCCAUUUCUUUAACAAAAAGGCAGCUGAGUGUAGCUGGGCUCCGCUGUAAUGAUGAGUUCACUCGUAAUAAAUGCUGUAGCUGGUGGAAGUUCAAUAACACGGAACAAUGUGUAACACAGGGAGACAUUAAUUAGUGCGAGUCUUCAGUUAUUGGCAUUCGAAAGAAAUGCAUGGGGAGAAUGUGCCAGCGAAGCUCAAUUCAGCCAACCCGACAUUUGAACCUCGAUGUGUGGAAACCGUUUAACUACAAUGAUCUUCGGAAGAUCGUUGGAUUGUCAAUUUUGGUUGUUGCGCUUGACUUUGGACAUGUCCUGCAAACCCUGAACGGUCAGCGAACAGAUUUGGAAGGUCGUACUGAGAGCAGAAUGAUCCAGAGUAGCAGGACAAGCAAUAGAUCCCGCCCUGGAUCGCAGGUCAGGAUUGAAAUUGAUGAGCUGGAACAUCAGCUGCAUGAGAAAAUAAUAUCCAGUGGUUACUUGGCAAUAAAACAACUCUUUAAAGCUAACAAUCCUGAAGGAAGAGGACAGCUUAAUAGGGACAUUCUCCUUAUGGUGCUGACAAAAUUCCUGGGACGAUUUAUCGCUCCAAAACAAUUCCAGCAACUCCUUUUGAGGUUCAAACUGAAUGAAAGAGCGAUCAUUAAAUGUGAAGACUUUUAUGCAGCUGUUAGAGACCCUAUCUCCACAGGAGCAGCCUUGUGGCUCGAUCCCGUGAGCCGACACAGUGACAAUGCUCUGGUGACAGCCUCCCAGGUGCACUCGCAGCUUAAGGAAAAAGUAAGGCAGAGGCUUUUAGACCUGACUGAAAUUCUGCCUCAGAAGAACAUUGAAGGACCGGUUAGGAUCCUUGUUCCCGAGUUCAGGGACAUGCUGAAGCAACUGGGGUAUCACAUGGAAGAUGAAGAGUUUGAUAAAUUGUGGAGAAGAUAUGAUACUGAUGGUCUUGGUGUUAUUAAAGGAGAUGUGCUAAUGAGGAAACUUGGAAAUGAACUCAGGAAUGGAAUGGCACACAACAGUGAAGGGGCUGCUCGAAAACCAUCUGAUCAAAUGAGUUUAGAAAGCUCAGCAAGACUGACUAGGACCCUGACCAAAGCAGAACAUGAGAGGAAAGCUUCUCUUCAUAUUGAAAACUGGCUAAAAGAUAAGUUCAGGGAAGGUUAUAACCUCAUGAAAGAAGAAUUUGAAAAGUAUGACCCAGAGGGAACAGGCAAGGUAUUACACAGGGACUUUCUGUCUGUCCUGGCAACCUUUGACCUACACUUGAAAGACGAACAUUUUAACCUUUUUUUGGCGCGAUGCAAUCUCGAAAACAGCAAAUUUGGGAUCAAAUACAUUGACUUCCUUAGAAACUUCCAGGACAGAAGUGAGAAGGGAAUUCCGCAUAAAAUUUUGAACAACCCGAAGCACAAAUUCAAUUAUGAAGGGAGUGACAGCCUGUGCUCCACGGUAACUGCAAUUGAAGCAAAACUAACAAGCCUCUUUCAGUCAGACUUCCUGGCACUUUUAGCCACCUUUCACAAAAUUGACAAACUUGGAAGGAAUGUUAUCAGCCAACAGGAAUUCCGAGCUGCCAUUGAGAGCAGGUUUGGUGUGGAGAUUACUGAUGAAGAGUUUGAGCUGCUCAUUGACAGAAUCUCCCUUGAUGAAGACGGAAAUGUCCGGUACCCACAAUUCAUGGCCAUGUUUGACUCUAGGAAAGGAGUUUCUAGCCUUUUUGAUGAGAAGAUAUCAAGGCAUAAAGGACUUCACGAGAAACAGUCCUCCAACCAGCUGGACGAAGACGGGAAAUAUGGUAGAACCCUGGAGCAGCUCUUCCAGAUUAUUAAAACACUGUUAUAUAAUCAGUAUCAAGAGGUUGAGAAAGAAUUUGAAGAGCUGGAUGAAAUAAAUUCAAGGCGGCUGAACCAUGAAACUAUGUACCGCCUUCUGAAACGGUUUGAUAUUUGCCCAGAAGUAACUCGUGGCGAGAUUCGCAGGCUUUGGCAAACGCUGAUCACCAACCAGGAUAAGACAUUGGAUUUCCUGGAGUUUGUGAGACAUUUUGGCCACUCUCCUAAAUCCGCCUGUUUCCCCAACGCCAAAAUCAGCCCUCCAAAAAAGGGAGACUGCGAUUUUCGAAUGCGCUCGAAGAACCUCAACUGUGCAUCUGACAUCUUGGUGGACAGUGUUCGUGCCAAAGUGGACUACUUGUGGGACGAUCUUAGAAAAGAAUUUCAGGAGCUUGACCCUUACUGCACUGGCUUUGUGAGCAAGGAAGAGUUUAAAGAUAUCUUGACUGAGCUGUGUAUGAAUUUAAAUGAAUACGAGUGUGAGAUGCUGGCAAAGAAAUUCGAAAUCAAUGGAGAUGGCCGGGUUUUCUACCUUGACUUCUUGAAACCAUUUGCAAUGCGCAGGCAACAAUGGCAAGAGGGAAGCAACAUGGUGGCAGUGCUGCAGCAUCCUAACACUCAUUUUACUGAACGUCAGAGCAAUGAGCUGGACUCCAUCACAACAAGGCUCCGGCAAAAGCUGCAAGGAGAGUGGAAAUCCCUACGCAGAGCCUUUAAGAAGUUAGACAACACCAGCAGUGGUUACCUGUCUCUGCCAGAGUUUCGUGCUGUACUCAAACUCUGCGACCUGUUCCUGAAUGAGGAUGAAGUCUACCAUAUCAUGUCAAAAUUUGAUGAAAACAUGGAAGGAAAAAUCAACUACAAAAAGUUCCUGGAAGAGACCUACAAAAAAGAAAGAAGUUGUGCGGAAAACAAAGCCUCUAACAGCAAAGAGUAAAUGUUGAUGCUUCAGCUGAGAGAUGGCAGGAACAAUGAAUCCAGCCCGUACCCCACUGAAUGAACAUACCUCCACACAAUGGCCACUGUCUCUGGUGUCUGUUCUUGUCAGACUGUGCAGUACCAUUGAUUUCCCUUCCACAGCUGCUCAACCCUUACAAUGGCAAAUAGCUCUAUCUUUCAGAAAUUGCCCAAGUCUCUCUGUGUUUCAAUCAUAACUUUAACCUAAUUCAGAUCAUUUUGCUUUGGGGUGAGAUAAUGAUCUGGGAAAGACCAAGCUCAGGUCACUAGCCUCAGUGACUAAGAUGAUAAAAGGAAAGGAAGAGCUUGCAAUUAUAUAACAAGUUUCACGACCCCAAGAACACGUAAAGCGCUUCACAGCUAAUGAAGUACUUUAGAAGUUUAGUCAUUGUAAUGUAGGAAACACCCAGUGGAUUUGCACACAGCAAGAUCCAACAAUUGUCUAUGAGCAGAUAAUCUGCUGUAAUGAUAUUUGUUGAGAUCUCCUCAAAUCACAAGUGCAAUUUUUACAAAACAUUACUUCUAGUUUUCCCUAAUGAAGAAAGUUAAUGGUCCUACAUGGACUACACAUCUAUUGUAAAUUCAUCUUUAGAGAGGUAGUGCAAGUGUUUUAUAACAAAAGAGCAGGUUUCCAAAACUAGGACAGUUUGCAUUUUAGUAUAGGAUGGAAGGCUAGAAUUAUGCCGAGGAUAAAUCCACCCCCUGCUCCAAACUGAUGGAUCGUAAACUUAUACCAAUCACUUAUGUGAAUCACAAAGGUCUGAGCACCCAUGGAUAUAACUUAUGUUAUAGGAAUUCCUUUUCAGUACCUUCACUAGUUGGAUAUGCAAUAUUUUAGAUUUUAAAUAAAGAAACAUUGAUCUA
Molecule: messenger RNA, 3946 nt
Organism: Carcharodon carcharias (great white shark)
Lineage: Eukaryota; Metazoa; Chordata; Chondrichthyes; Lamniformes; Lamnidae
Product: EF-hand calcium-binding domain-containing protein 6
Exons: 18
Coding region: 468-3062 (864 amino acids)
Molecular function (GO): calcium ion binding
Source: RefSeq, a predicted model, not a curated record